GUAAAUACAAAGACUUUUGCUUAAUAUUGCAAUAAUUCUAAACCCCACUAGAAAAAAAAAUGUCGCGGUUGCUGGUCCUGCUAUCAACAUUUCAACUUAUUAGCUGCAUUGAUGCACAGUUUAAUAACGACUAUCCGACGCUAGACCUGGACUUCAUCAACGGGGCCCUCCUUCAACAGCAUCAAGAGAUGUGCCACUUCGAGUGGUUGACCCUUGAAAAACGAAUAGACACGCUCAGGUCUCUGUUAUUUGGAGCUCCUCUGGUCUACAGCAACAAAUCCUACGUCAUCUCCAAGUUUCCUCACAAAAAUUCAGGUGAGGCCAUGAAAUACUGUCAAGCUUUCGGCGGCUACCUGGCGGAAGUUGAUGACUACAGCGAGUUUAACGAACUUAAGGAUUUUUUCCUUAGGUCAUCUGUUAAAGAGAUGGUGUUGAUCGCUGGAUCUGACGAGUUAAAAGAGGGAACCUGGACAUUUCAGCGCACUGGGGUAGCUCUACCAUUUGAGAGGUGGGCCCCAGAGGAGCCAAAUAAUAAAGCACAAAUUGAACAUUGUUUGUGUUUAUGGAAAGAUUACAUUGGAAAAAUGAAUGACAUAACCUGCAGUUUCAGAAAUGAUAUGGCGAGGUUUAUGUGUGAGCUACCGGGUUCUACAUAAUGGACAGUUCAUAGAAUCCAAAGUUUUUUUCCUCUUUACCUGUAUCGCUAAUGAUAAACUUUUCUUCUUCUGCUUACCAGCUUUUUCUAGCCCAUAAACUUUUAGCUUUUUCUGUGCUAAAGAAAUGCAGCCUUCUGAGUUUACAAUACCUCAAUUCAAAUCAUAAUUUCAUGUAAGAAUCUGUUGGGACCUGGGUGGGUGGAACCUGGACAAGAAUCUUAAAAAUGGCUCUAACGAUUUUCCUAGAAAUUUAACAGUUGAUGUGUAUCGUAUGUUCGUGGAACCUAGAAACUUUAGGGUUGGGCAAAGUGUGGACACGGAUCUCAAAAACGGCUCUAAUGAUUUUCAUAGAAAUUGAAUAGUUACUGUAUAUCGUUGGUAAAAAAUAAAUAGUCUUUUUGGCCACACUGGAAAA
Messenger RNA from Biomphalaria glabrata, 1071 nucleotides. RefSeq names its product C-type lectin 37Db-like. Lineage: Eukaryota; Metazoa; Mollusca; Gastropoda; Planorbidae. The record is from RefSeq and is a predicted model, not a curated record. Bases 60 to 656 code for a protein of 198 amino acids. The transcript is spliced from 2 exons.